GCAGCCACGUUGCACAUCUGUGGGCUUUUUGACAACAUGACGCUCCAGUUGAGGCAAUCUGUCCACUUAAGUCCACUGAAGGAAAGCCAGGUGCCUCUCAUACUACAUUCAGACCAAUUUGAUUGUGUUGUUAUGUAGGAAGAUGUAGGAAGAUGUAAAAUCAAAAACACAUUGGAAAUAAGUGGGCCCAAAAUCUUGAAAAUAUACAACUAUUUUAGAUCAGCUCUAUCAUUUCCACAAGUCUGUUAAUUUUACUAUCAAAAUUACAGUCAGUCCAGUCCAGUUUGUGGACACAUGCAGAUCUAAACAGAAAUUAUAACUCAAAAUUCUGUUUGACAAAGAUAACAUUUGAUCAGUUGUCACAAUAAGAGCUCUAUGUUCUUUCUGUUUCUUAAUAUGUUUCUAAAAACAGACAUUAGCUUCUUGUUUGUCUGUGAAAAAAAGAAAAGGAGCUGCACUUCUUUCAACAGAAAUAAAAAAUGACGAUACCUUCCUGCUUUUCCAACUCUCUCCCCAUACCAAUAAUUUCUGUACUGUCCCUAAUCAGAUAUUGCCAGAUGUGUUUUCUGCACUUUCCUCUGCCUGAAAUCAGAGGGGAAGUGGGCCGUCACGUCAGGAAAGAACAUUCCUGGAAGAAAGUCAGUGAGAGAAAGUGAAACUGUCUUUGCUGGAAUCACUGAGGAACACAAAGUACAACAUGUAUUUUUUGUUUAACGUUACCACUUCUAAAAAUAGCAGCAUACACAACUGUUUCCUCUACAUGUUUUGCUGUUUUCUCGUGGCGUGAGCAAACUGUAACUGACUGAAUGUUUGAAUGCCUUGUUGUAAAACCACACAAUGCAACAGAAGCAUCUGAAUUUCUAGUGGGGCAGUUGUCACUGGCCAUCGAGUUCACAUCUUUAUAUAGGGAAUCCCACAUGUGCAGAAACAAACAGUCUUGAUCAGCCACACAGCAGCAGUAUCUGCAACAAAAACUCAAAGAAGUAUGAACAAACAGAGGAAGAUGAUGAUGUUGUGUCUACUUUUGGCAGCUUUUUGCAGCCCUGUGUUUAGUGGAGAAUGGAAAGCCACUGUUGUAAAAGACCUCAAGGCCUUGGUGACAUCGUGCAUUGUGAUACCCUGUUCCUUCACCCACCCUAAAGAAAACCUGCCCUCCUCCAGACUCAGAGGGAUCUGGCAACGUUCAAAUGACAAACAGGCAUUUGUCUAUAAUGAGGAUAAAACAAGGAUCUUGGAAAACUUUCGUGGUCGCACACGGUUGCUGGGAGAGUUGGGUCAAGACAACUGCACCUUAGAAAUUACUGAUAUCAAAAAUCAUGACAAUGGCCCGUUCUGUUUCCGGAUUGAACUAGCACGAACAGAGAAUGACCUGUCCACCAUAGACAAGUUCUCCUUUAUUGAGGAUUGUGCCGAGUUGACAAUGCUCUCUGAACCUCCAACGCCUUCACUGGUUCACCUAGAGACAGGAACUGAGGGAUAUCCCUACACUGUCACCUGUUCAGUCACCCACACCUGUCCCUCCCAUGUGCCUACACUCACAUGGAGCAGGAGCACCCCAGAAAAGAUUGUUGAGAGUCACAGACAACUUCAUCCUGGUCACUGGGAGACACAAUCCAUCCUGGCGUUCAUUCCUGAGGAGAAGGACGAUCACAGUGAAAUCACCUGCACAGCUGUCUUUAAUGGACAGAAGACAUCCUCUGCAACAAUGAAACUCUACAUAAAACGUACAGAAAACUACAACCAUAUCAUCAUCCCCACAGUAGUGGGGAUUAGUAUCGCUGUGGUCUUUGGUCUCUUCUGCAUUUUCAUCGUGAAAAAAUACAAGAACCGCAUUGCAGAGCUUCAAAAUCAAGAGGGCACCAUGUUGAACCGGCUUUCCAGACUGUCUCGCAGGAACAGAGUGUGAAGAUAAUCGAAGGACAAAUUAUGCGUCUUUGAAGUUUGAUGACAGUCGAGUCGAGUCCUUUACUAGAGAGUUGAUGCUUGCUUUCAUUUUAUUCACAUAUUAGCGUCAGAAAAAUGACAUUAUCUUCAUAGCAACUUAGAAAAGAAAAAAAAUAGAACAUAAAAACAAGUUAUAAAAUUCUGUUAACAAAGCUUGAAUGUUUUAGCAGCAUAAUAACCCGAAAAGCAACGUUGCGUACUAUUAACUCAAAUAGAAGUCACUGUAGAAGUUGUAUAUGGAAAAUUACUUUCAUUACCUUCCUUAGUAUUUACUUUGGUUUGUUUUCUCAGCACUUAAAUUCAAAUUAUGAGCAGAAAAUACACUUUUUAGUUGUGAAACUCAUAUUCUACCACCAUCCAUUGGCAUGUGAAAUUAAAGACGGUGUGUCCAGUUUUACCAGUUGAUAAUUAUAGCCAACCAUGACAGGAUGUGCUGUGGUAUGUGUAUUUUCGCAGCCUUCGCAGCUCAUCUAAAAGUGUUUUAAUCUUGGUUUGAAGAGAAUCAUGUUUAAAAUGGCUUUUCCAUCUCAAUAACAAAUAUCCAUUAAACUGUAUCACACAUAUACACACAGAUGUAUCAGUUAUGUAAACCAUUUUUUUGUAUAUUAAAUCCUUGU
Messenger RNA from Seriola aureovittata, 2561 nucleotides. Its product is annotated as myelin-associated glycoprotein-like. The transcript is spliced from 10 exons. The record is from RefSeq and is a predicted model, not a curated record. The coding region runs from base 986 to 1906 and encodes 306 amino acids. Lineage: Eukaryota; Metazoa; Chordata; Actinopteri; Carangiformes; Carangidae.